Protopolystoma xenopodis is the source of this 237-nucleotide messenger RNA. Lineage: Eukaryota; Metazoa; Platyhelminthes; Monogenea; Polystomatidea; Polystomatidae. The record is from the annotation of a GenBank genome assembly.
CUCCAUGACACUCGAUUACGCUCCAGAGCCAACGUGAUUUGUCGCUACCUGGCACCACGACAUGCCGUUACGCUCAAUCUAGCCCUUCAAUGGAGGCACUUCGAGCGGGUCCUGACGCAAAGGAGCCGGCGCCUCGAAUGCUCUUCGAACCACGACGUCCACCUGACCCUGAAUCCCACCGAGGGCACUUGCGAGGACGAAUCGGCUGAGCUGGAGCUGCAGUCAGCACGUCGGUAA